Aspergillus ruber CBS 135680 is the source of this 1209-nucleotide messenger RNA. RefSeq names its product acyl-CoA thioesterase. Gene Ontology annotation, biological process: acyl-CoA metabolic process; fatty acid catabolic process. The transcript has 3 exons. The record is from RefSeq and is a predicted model, not a curated record. NCBI's taxonomy places the organism in Eukaryota, Fungi, Ascomycota, Eurotiomycetes, Eurotiales, Aspergillaceae. Gene Ontology annotation, cellular component: peroxisomal matrix. Gene Ontology annotation, molecular function: fatty acyl-CoA hydrolase activity. Bases 1 to 1209 code for a protein of 402 amino acids.
AUGGGCAAGAACGUCACGUUGUUCGAUGAUCCUGGUGUCGAUUCCACCAAAGCACCGAUCGAAAAUGUCUUGGAACUAACGCCCGUUGUCGACAUUGGCCCGGAUGUCUUCACCAAUACCCGUCCCCUCUGGCAUCCCCCAGGAGCCCGCGGCAUCUACGGCGGCGCCGCGAUAGCUCAAUCCCUCUCCGCAGCCAUGCGAACCGUCCCCUCCGACUUCGCCGUCCACAGCAUGCACUGCUACUUUGUGCUUGCCGGUGACUCGCAAAUCCCUAUCCUCUACCAUGUCGAACGAGUCCGUGACGGCCGGAGUUUCAUCACGCGGACGGUGCAGGCGAGACAGCGGGGCCGGCCCAUUUUCACCACGACGCUGAGUUUCAGCCGGGCGAAUAGCGGUGGGAAGAAGAAGUUGGAGCAUGCGGCACCGAAGCCGGAUAUUGCGAUGCCAGAUGAGACAUCUUCGUUGAGUGCGAGGAAGAGGUUGGAGAAUGAGGGUGGUGGUGGGGGCCCGUUUGAGAGCCAAAGGGCGGGGAUUGUGAAUCGUGCUUCAAACCCCGAGGAUAAGAGGAUGCGUCGGUUUGUCCGCGCAAGGGGGAAUAUUUCGGAUGAUGGGGGUCAUCAGGCGCAUCUUUCGGCCCUAGCCUACAUUACGGACAGUUACUUUAUUGGGACUGUGUCACGGGUCCACGACGUCCCUCGAUUCUCCUCUCCUGAGGAGCUACAGAAGGUUCUGAACGCUCUCAAGAACCCAUCCGAUCUGGACGAUGAGGACAUCGCGCGGGCACUGAAGGAGCUGAAGGAAGAAGAAACCACGGAACUUCGCCGUCGUCUGGAAGGUGCGCUAAGCAAAGCCAUGGGCAAACCAGAGGAGCACAAGGAAGUGGGCAUGAUGGUCAGCCUGGACCACUCAAUCUACUUCCACAAUCCUUGGGCGUUUCGGGCAGAUGAGUGGAUGCUCAUCGAAAUGGAGAGCCCGUGGGCCGGAGAGGGUCGGGGCUUAGCCAUCCAGAAGAUCUGGUCUAAGGAUGGGGUCUUGGUUGCCACUUGUACGCAGGAGGUAUGUUGUCUCAUUUGCCAGUUCAUUUUGCCCUCCCCCAUUCCACCCCCCAAUUUUCUCUCAUCCGAUUGGGACGCAGGAACGGCAACUAACUUCGAACUACAGGGAGUCGUGCGGUUAAAACAGGACGAGCCGCCCCGUUCGAAGAUCUAG